Mangifera indica (mango) is the source of this 2083-nucleotide messenger RNA. Its product is annotated as GRAS family protein RAM1-like. Gene Ontology annotation, biological process: regulation of DNA-templated transcription. The transcript has 2 exons. Bases 1 to 2022 code for a protein of 673 amino acids. Gene Ontology annotation, molecular function: DNA-binding transcription factor activity; sequence-specific DNA binding. The record is from RefSeq and is a predicted model, not a curated record. Gene Ontology annotation, cellular component: nucleus. Lineage: Eukaryota; Viridiplantae; Streptophyta; Magnoliopsida; Sapindales; Anacardiaceae.
AUGAUUAAUUCACUUUGUGGAAGCAUGGCUCCUGUUAAGAGUGAGAACUCAACCAAUAAACUGCAACCAUCUUCUCCAAAUGAGUCAAUUUCAGAGACUAAAAAAUGUGUUGUGCCUUCUGACUUGGAGCAAAAUACUAGCUUAACUCCACCAAGCCUCAACUUCCCACCUGUGAAAUUUGAGUUGGACGCGGAUGUUGAAGUCCAGUCACCGGACAAUUCAAUAUGGGAGACCUUUUUCUCCGAUCAUUUAGACGGUGACUUCAUGAUAUCAUCUCCGGUGAGGAAUUUGCCAUCUCCUCAGAUUUCAGCCUACAACUAUAAUUACAACUAUGCUCUGGCAAUGCAAGGGCAGAGUCUUUUGGGGUGCUCUCCUCCACGGUUUUCAUCUCAGUUUGGAGCUUUUAGUUGUAAUCUGAAAUCAAGAGGUCAAAACCCACUUCAUAAGGUGUUUAACUCUCCAAACAAUCAGUAUAUGCAGUCAGAUCAGGCUCUUUCUUUGCCAGCGAUCGAAGAACUCUUGGAUGAUUACCAAAAGGAUGAAUAUGUUAUGUUCUCGCCGAUGAAAAUAUCAGGUAGUGGAAGUUCCCCACAGUUGUUUGAUAUGCCUAGCUCGGUUCCAGUAAUUCCGGAUUGCUUAACAAUGCCCAAUUGUUCAAGGUUUUGUGGAUCAAUGAGUGAAACAUCUUUAACGGCUUGUGGCUCUCAGCUAACCCAAGAGAAGGAUCUCUAUCAAAUGGGCUCCAUAAGAACUGCUCCAUUAUCACAACAACUUCAACAAGAGCGCCAUCAGGAGCAACAACAAACGCAAGAGCAGCACCAAACAACUCCGCCACUACCGCCACAACAGCAGAAUAUUAACCAUGGCUUGAUGACACCUCUUCCGAUUAGUUCUGAGCAGGAACAAGACAGUGGACUUCAGUUGGUGCAUCUCCUUCUUGCCUGCGCUGAAGCAGUAGCCAAAGAGGACUACAUGCUAGCAAGACGAUACCUACAUCAUCUUAAUAGAGUGGUGUCACCACUCGGUGACUCAAUGCAAAGAGUUGCCUCCUGCUUCACUGAAGCCUUAAGCGCUAGGCUUGCGGCAACCCUCACCACCAAACCCAGUACAUCUACCUCAAAACCCUUCUCUCCUUUCCCACCAAACUCCUUGGAAGUCCUUAAAAUUUACCAAAUCGUCUACCAAGCCUGUCCCUAUGUAAAGUUUGCUCAUUUCACUGCUAAUCAAGCCAUUUUUGAGGCAUUUGAAGCCGAAGAACGCGUUCAUGUCAUUGACCUAGAUAUCCUUCAGGGCUACCAAUGGCCAGCCUUUAUGCAAGCCCUAGCUUCUCGACCCGGAGGCGCUCCAUUUCUACGAAUAACCGGAGUCGGACCUUCAAUAGAAUGCGUGAAAGAAACCGGCCGAAGCUUAGCGGAGCUUGCCCAAUCUCUCCGUGUCCCAUUUGAAUUCCACCCAGUUGGGGAGCAACUCGAAGACCUUAAACCCGACAUGUUCAACAGACGUGUGGGCGAGGCUCUAGCGGUCAACGCAGUCAACCGCCUCCACCGUGUCCCUGGAAAUUGCCUAGGAAGCCUAUUGGCAAUGAUCCGUGACCAAGCACCGAAGAUUGUAACGCUGGUUGAAAAAGAAGCAAGCCACAACGGACCAUACUUUUUAGGCCGAUUCCUCGAAGCUUUGCACUACUACUCAGCAAUUUUUGACUCAUUAGACGCAACGUUUCCACCGGAUUCCACUCAGAGGGCAAAAGUGGAACAGUACCUUUUUGCCUCCGAGAUUAGGAACAUUGUGGCCUGCGAGGGAGCCGAGAGAAUAGAACGACAUGAAAGGCUAGAUAAAUGGAGAAGAAUGAUGGAAGGAAAAGGGUUUAAAGGAGUGCCACUCAGCGCAAAUGCGGUGACUCAAUCGAAGAUAUUGCUAGGAUUGUAUUCGUGCGACGGGUAUAGAUUGACAGAAGAUAAAGGUUGCUUGCUCUUGGGGUGGCAAGAUAGAGCCAUUGUUGCUGCUUCUGCAUGGCGAUGCUGAUUUGAUUUUAAUUUUAAUUUAAUCUUCCGUUAAUUACGUUUUCACUUGUACUUGUUCAUUA